AUGGCCCUGAAAUGUUCUCUGGUUCUCUUUGUCACCAUGUGGGCGGUCGAUUCCUCCCUUCUGACUGAUCGGGAGGCGAAGAGCCUGCAAGAUUUUUACGUAUCGGGUACCAAGAUUACCCUUUACAAGAAGCUAGUCGUGUGGCACCCGACAAACGAUGUUAGUCUUGAUCUGGUGUUCUACCAGAAUCAGUAUAUGUAUGGCCUCUGGUUGGCUCUAUGGCCGAAGCUUAGAAGCGUGCUGACCAAUAUUUUUGAGCCAUCAAUUGAGGCUUCCACCGCUAUGAUAGAAGGUUACAGCGGCAAUGGCCAACCCAAAGAGGCAGCAGAUGUUCUAAGAAUGGUUCUGAGAUCAGGACCAGUAGCAGAAGUGGUGAUGGCAUUAGGGUUUACCGCCAUGAUUCGACCUUUUUUCAUGGAAGCAGCGCUUCUACAUGGGCAGGAGAUUCAUGCUCAUAUGAUCAAAUUAGGGCAUAAGCCAGAUAACAAACAUCUGAGUGCUCUUGUGAAUCUGUAUGCGAAAUGUGAUAAGAUGGCCAUUGCUUACCGAGUUUUUGAAGGAUUGGAAAUCAAGGAGUUUGGGUUAUGUAGAAGAUUGUUAGCUGGGUUUGUAAGGAAUGGAUUGUAUGUUGAAGCAUUGAAGGUUUAUGCAGAAAUGUUCAGUUUGGAUUAUGGAAUGAGUCAUUUUGUGGUGAUUAAUGCUCUGAGAGCUUGUGUUGGGAUGAGGGGUCUGGAAGAAGGGAGACAGAUUCAUGAUGUAUUGAUUAAAGUGGAGAAUUUGAUGGGAAGUACUUCGCUCGAUGUUCUUACUGAGCUGUACAGCAGUUCUGGGGAGCAUGAAGCUCUGAAGACCUUAAAGAAGCAACACACUGUCCCGCGCUCCUCCACAGAAGCAGAGCAUCGAGCAUUAGCGGCUGCAACUGCUGAAAUUAUAUGGCUAAGACGACUCCUAAAAGAACUUGGCGCUGAACAUAUUUGUCCAACUAAACUGUUCUACGAGAAUGUAUUGGCUUUGGCCAUUGCGAACAAUACCAUAUUCCGCGCUCGAACCAAACAUAUUGAAAUUGAUUAUCACUUUAUUUGGCAGCACAUCAAUGACUGUCAACUCUAA
Messenger RNA from Phalaenopsis equestris, 1110 nucleotides. RefSeq names its product pentatricopeptide repeat-containing protein At4g18520-like. Gene Ontology annotation, molecular function: RNA binding; protein binding. Gene Ontology annotation, biological process: RNA modification. The transcript has 3 exons. Lineage: Eukaryota; Viridiplantae; Streptophyta; Magnoliopsida; Asparagales; Orchidaceae. The record is from RefSeq and is a predicted model, not a curated record. The coding region runs from base 1 to 1110 and encodes 369 amino acids.